Messenger RNA from Cuscuta europaea, 894 nucleotides. Lineage: Eukaryota; Viridiplantae; Streptophyta; Magnoliopsida; Solanales; Convolvulaceae. The record is from the annotation of a GenBank genome assembly.
GGGAGAUUUAUUGGAAAAAGUGUCUAAGUGGAUACAAAAUAUUAAAAAGGCAACAAAAGAUAGGUUCACCUUUCUAGGUUUUGUUUUUGCAAUGCAAAUAUGGGCAUUUGAAAGCUUCUCAACUCUUAGUAGAUGAAUGUGGCCAAGACUGCUAAAGUGGUCAAUACAAAAAAGACAAAUAAUGCUACACUAGCAGAUGCCAUAUUUCAGAACGAAGAGAGUUUGAAUAUCACCCAAUGCAACCAACUGAGAAAAAGGCUUUGCUAUUCAUGGACCCGAAAAGUCAAAUUCAGAGAAUCAAGAUGAUUGUGAAGUUCAUGGGAAAGACAAUGAGCAAAAUACCAUGUGAUGGUGAACACACUGAUUGCAACCAUAAAGAAGAUGUGGGUAUGAAGGAACUAAAUGGUGAGAGUGCAACAAUAAGUGGACUUCACAGAUUUUAACAUUUGGGGAAGACAAGAAAUGGUGUUGGGAACCAAAUGAGGGACAAGGUGAUUAUGCUAAUAUAAUGGCUGCAGUUGUGCUCCGAUCCAAGAAGACCCAAAAGCUUGAGGGUAGAAUAAAAGCGUUGAAAGAUGGAAUACAAAGACUUCUUAAUGGUCAAAAGGAGCAAACAAAUAUGCUAAAAGCAUUAAUGCUUACAAAAACCACAUCAAAUGGAGAAGCUGAAAACAAUAAAAAAGAAAUGGGCAUGGAUAACGAUGAAACGUACGAAAGAAGGGUAGAAAAAUACGCUUUGGUACCAGACAUGCCUAGUUUUUAUCUACAUCUCGAUCAAACACAGAAGGGGAGAAAAUAUAGUGCAAAAGGGACAAGCUCUAGACAGUGAGGACCAUGAAGAUAAAGGUCGGGGACACCUUACCUGAUUAUUAAUAAAAAGAAGCAAUACAUGAA